Molecule: messenger RNA, 2412 nt
Organism: Pangasianodon hypophthalmus (striped catfish)
Lineage: Eukaryota; Metazoa; Chordata; Actinopteri; Siluriformes; Pangasiidae
Product: leukotriene B4 receptor 1-like
Exons: 1
Coding region: 38-1027 (329 amino acids)
Biological process (GO): immune response; G protein-coupled receptor signaling pathway
Cellular component (GO): membrane
Molecular function (GO): G protein-coupled receptor activity
Source: RefSeq, a predicted model, not a curated record
UUAGUGCCACCAUGAUGUCUAAAAACGUUUUGACACAAUGUAUGUUAUCUUUUUCUACAUGGACACCACAGACACCUACACUUCUGCUUGCUUUAUUAGCUGGCAUUUCCUCAUAGCUCUACCACAGCAUCUAACCAUGCAGCAGCUCAACUCAUCAAACAGCUCGCUCACCACUCCUGUCUCAACUGAAAGCCUGAUUGCCAGUAGUGUGCUGGCAGUUUGCUUCAUACUGGGAGUCCCUGCUAACAUAGCAGUAAUGGUACGUCUUGCUGGAUGGCUGAAGAGAGACAGUUUCACCCCGAGACUGAUGCUAAGCCUGGCCGUAUCAGAUGUGCUCACUCUGCUUUCUCUGCCAGUUUGGAUUUGGGCUCGUCUGCAUGGCUGGGUCUUUGGCUUGGUCCUGUGUAAGCUUCUCUCCUAUUUGGUGCACUUAAGCCUGUACUCUAGCAUACUGUGUGUGAUUUUGAUGAGUGUGCAGCGAUACAUACAAGUGCUACAUCCUCAGAAAUGGAACAAGCUUGGCAGAAAAGGAAAGAAGAUCCUUGUGAGUGGGAUUUGGAUUCUAAGUGGCGUGUUAUCGUCCUAUGCUCUCGUACAGCGCACACUAACUACUGACAAGGAAGGACGCCUUCGGUGCAGCCCACACUAUCAUAAUAAUGUUGAAAGAGUGGCUACUUUAAUCUGGGAGAUUAUACUUUUUGUGGGUUUCUUUCCCACACUGGCUUACUUCUACUUUCAUCUUUACCGAGGAGUUAAUAACUCAGCUUUCUAUAGCAGUCGGUCAUUGACAAAGCUGGUGACCAGAAUCGUGGCAUGUUUCUUCAUUUUUUUUGUCCCGAUUCAAAUCUCCAACAUUGUGAUCAUCAUUGCCGUGUUGCUUGGAAAUGACAAUCUGUUAAGAUCUGCAAAUAAUGGUAAUAAAAUUACUGUAGCUCUGACUUUCAUUAACAGUUGUGUGGACCCCUUCCUGUACGUCUUCUCUGCUCGGGCUCUACAACAGCAAACAGAUGGAACAGAAAAUACUUAGUUCUUUCAUGAUGUAGAGGUUUGAGAGAGUUUAUGUAUUUUCACUGAUAGCCAGUGACUUGUUGCAUUUUAAAAGGAUUUGCAUAUAAUUCUGUUUAUUUUUGCAGUCUGUUGUUGUUGUUAUAUUUUUUGCACCUUUUUUGCUUUUCUGCAGCUUGAAAAGAACAGAUGAAUUUUAACUCAUUUCAAGUGAAGCUGUGGUUUAAAGUUAGGAUUUGUCAAAUAUUUACUUUGGGUAAUUUGGGUAAUGCGACAGUACAAUGACAUGAAUGUAAGUCAACUGAAGGGUGUAAACAUAUCUAAUAACUGAAACAGUUUUGUAAGAACUAAUGGUCUAUAAUUUGUCCCACUCAUAUUGCAAGUCUGAUCAGCAGCUUGAUUAAAUAUUUGGUGCAGCUUGUUGCUUGCUAAAAUACAACAUGGCCAAAAGUAUGUGCAAACAUCACCUGUACUUGGUUUCAGCACUCCCGAUCAAGUUCCAAACUGCCCCUGGAAGCAUUGUCAGCACAAGAACUGUUUGUCAGGAGCUUCAUGAAAGAGGUUUCCUGGCCAAGUAGCUGUGCAUAAGCCUAAGAAUACUAUGUGCAACACCAAAUGCACAGCGUGCAAUGAGUGGUGUAACACAUCACCAUUUGAGUCUGGAGCAGCAAAAAUGUGUUCUCUGAAGUGAUUCAUCAUGCUUCACUAUCUCGUAGUCUAACCAAUGAAUUUGUGUUUGGUGGAUAGCAGAAGAACACUAUUAGGUAGAAGAGGUGAGGAGAACCUGUUGUGGCAGGUAAGAGGAACCUACUCCAUAUUAAUGCCCAUGGUUUUGGAAUGGGAUGUUUACCCAGUACAUAUGGGUGAGAUGGUCACGUAGCCACAUACUUUUGGCCAUAUAGUGUAGUAUUGACUAAACACAUGGGUACAUAUGAACCUGGACUGUUAAUGUUAAAUUUGUUGAGUUCAAGUUUGAUAAGAAGUACAAUUGUGGGGGUGGGGGGAGUUUUUAUAUUUGGGUGCAGACCAACUGUCCCCACAAGGAGAGGAAUAUGAGACAUUUUUGUCCUGUGGGAACAUUUUGUUGGUCCCUACAAGGACAUUUUUUUUAACAAUGAAUGCAGCUUUUAUUAAAAAAAAAAAAAAACAACUAAAAGAACAAAAAAGGGCUCCUUUUGGUUACUGAGGCUAAGGUUAUGGUUACAUUUAGGUGUAGACAUUAAUUAGCUGUGUUAAUUAUUAUGUUAAUGUGUAUGUGUGUGUGCCUCCACUAUUGGAACUUAGCUGAUCGGCCUAACCUGCAGAAUCGUUUUUAUAUUGAUGACUUUAUCAGACUUUAGGUAAAAAAGUGGUUCUGUUCUGAUGCUUACAUGCUUGCAUCAAGAAAAAUAAAGCACAAUCAAGAAA